AUGUCCGAAGCCUACGAGCGAGAGCGCCAGAACAAUGCGCGCCUGGACGAACUCUCGGCCAAGGUCUCUGCCCUGCGCGGCGUGACCGUCGACAUCUACGACAAUGCCCGCGCGCAGGACGUCAUCGACAACACCUCCGACACCUUCUCCUCCAUGACGACCCAGAUGAAGGGCUCCGCCGGCCGCCUGACCCGCAUGGCCGCCUCUGGCAACCGCGUCGCCAUCCUCAAGCUGUCGGGCAUCAUAAUCGCCGCCUUUGUGGUGCUGUACUACGGCGUGAAGCUGCUAUUUUGA
Messenger RNA from Fusarium keratoplasticum, 294 nucleotides. RefSeq lists its product as uncharacterized. The transcript has 2 exons. Lineage: Eukaryota; Fungi; Ascomycota; Sordariomycetes; Hypocreales; Nectriaceae. Gene Ontology annotation, biological process: intra-Golgi vesicle-mediated transport. Bases 1 to 294 code for a protein of 97 amino acids. The record is from RefSeq and is a predicted model, not a curated record.